This is a messenger RNA of Gryllus bimaculatus (two-spotted cricket), 2563 nucleotides long. The record is from the annotation of a GenBank genome assembly. Lineage: Eukaryota; Metazoa; Arthropoda; Insecta; Orthoptera; Gryllidae.
CUUACUAUGAUUCGAGUGUUUUCAUGUAAUUUCAGAUGUAAACAUGCGCUUUUAAACAUUCCUUUUUUAUCAAUUUUAAACUAGUAUGUUUUAAGUUGACUGGAAAUAAAUCAAGAAAACCUUCUAAAAUUUAAAAUUAAGAUUGGUUUUGAUCUGCGAGUCUUGUGUUAAACACUAUCGAAUUUUUAUGCGACUCGCCAGUUUGUCCGUCACAGCUGCUGGAGAGAGAGCUGCGACGGAUAACUUUUGUUUAUUCGUCACCUUCUGAACCUUUGGGCUGCUUUAGUAUGGAAGAAAUGGACUUCAAAAACGUAAUAUAUAAUGCGGCACGAGAUGGCAAGCUGCGACGUUUGCGGGUAUUUCUGGACCAUAGAAGUAAAGAAGAAGUGCUCAUGUUGGUAGGGGCAAAAACAAAUGGAGCUACACCGCUUGUUAUGGCGUGUCGUAAUGGCCAUUAUGAUGUUGCCGAGUACCUCAUUGAGCGCUGUAAUGCAGACAUAGAGCAGCCAGGUUCAGUGGUGUUCGAUGGUGAGACCAUAGAGGGAGCUCCACCUUUAUGGUGCGCCGCUGCGGCGGGGUACAUCUCAGUGGUGCGGCUGUUGGUGCGGCAUGGAGCAAAUGUUAACAGCACCACUAGAACGAACUCGACCCCUCUCAGAGCAGCCUGUUUUGAUGGACAUUAUGAAAUUGUCAAAUUCCUUGUAGAACAUGGAGCAGAUAUUGAGGUGGCUAAUCGACAUGGACACACGUGUCUCAUGAUAGCUUGUUAUAAAGGACACUAUCGGAUUGCCAAAUUUCUUUUAAAUUUAGAUGCGAAUGUUAACCGCAAAAGUGUGAAAGGAAACACAGCCCUACAUGACUGUGCUGAAUCAGGAAGCUUAGAAAUUCUGAAACUUUUGAUUGAGCAUGGAGCAGAUAUGGAUGUGGAUUCAUAUGGUAUGACUCCACUUUUAGCUGCUAGUGUAACAGGACAUACACAUAUAGUUGACUACCUAAUCAAACUACCCAAUUUGGUUACGAGAGUUGAAAGAAUUGAUGCUCUAGAGCUUCUUGGCGCAACAUAUGUUGACAAAAAGCGUGAUAUGAUUGGAGCACUUGAAUUGUGGAAAAGGGCAAUGGAAGAUAGAUACAACUCAGGUGACCGUAUUUUGAAGAAACCAAAGCAGUAUGACACAGUUGCAGCAUAUGAUCAUGCUCGUGAAAUCAGCACCCCUGAAGGCUUAGAAGAUCUGUUGGCUGAUCCAGAUGAAAUGAGAAUGCAGGCCUUGGUUAUCAGAGAAAGAAUUCUUGGCCCUGCUCAUCCUGACACUAGCUAUUACAUUCGCUACAGGGGUGCUGUGUAUGCUGAUGCAGGGAAAUUUGGGAGAUGUGUCUCUCUGUGGAAUUAUGCUUUGGAUAUGCAACAAAGAAUGUUGGAACCACUUAAUCCGAUGACUCAGAGCUCAUUGCAUUCUUUCACAGAGCUUUUCUCAUUUAUGAUGGGUGAGCAAGGCAGAACUUCAUCAAGAGGUCGCCGUGUCCCCCCAGUCAGUUUCCCAGAUCUACUGACAGUUCUGCAUAAAGCUAUUAGAGAAGUGGAAGCUGGUGUUGAAAUGUUGGACAUCAUUCCUGUUGGAGAACGUGACACCACAUAUCUACACAGAGUACUUGUAAUUUCUCUUCACCUGGCAUGUCUGCUUACUAAGCUCCUUCCAGAUUUAACUCCUGAAGAAAGUCAUGAAGUGCAUAAAGCUGUGUAUACUCUGGUCAAACAAAAUGUGCGAGGACGCUUAGGAUGCACAGCUCUGCAUUUGGCAUGUUCACGUGAUGCAGUUUUAGUAGGGCGAUACCCUGCUUGCCAGUUCCCAUCUUCACAGCUAGCAGAGCUUUUGCUUGCUGUCGGAGCAGAUAUUCAUGCAAGGGAUGACAAUGGCAAUACACCUCUUCAUCUUUCUGCUCACGCACGACCCUGCCCUCCAGCUCUCGUGACCGUACUGCUCAACAGAGGUGCGCAUCUUGAUGCAAUCAACUCGUCAGGCCAGACCUUUCAACAAUUAUUAAAGGGUCAAUCAAUUCAUGAGAUUGUAAAUCCUCUUAAAUAUACUUCAUUGUCAUGUUUAGCUGCCCAAGUAAUCCGUAAAAAUAAGUUAUUGUACAAAGGUAUUGUUCCAGUUUCGCUAGAAAGUUUUAUUGAACAACAUUAACAUGCAGAAAUAAAGUAUGAAUGGACAUAUUGAAAAAUUUGCCUGCCACGGGCUUGAUGUGUUGUGGUAUUAUUCAUGUUGAUGAAAUUAGAGAUUUUUAAGAAUGUUGAUAAUCUUGUAAAGAAGAUACUGCAAACUUAGUUUGUACUAAUGAAGUAUGCAGUGAGGGCCACUAAAUUAUGUGAUAACUUUUGUAAGGCUGUAAUGCAUGUGAUAUUUUUUUUGCUAAACUAGUGUAUAUAACCAUGAAUAGUUUGUCUAAUAGAAUACAUGAUGGAAAAAUAAUUUGUAAAUUACUUUAUUUCUACCAAAAAUGUUUUUUUUUUUUUAAUUUUAUUGUACCCAAUUCAGGAAGUAAAUUCCAAUUGUUUUGUGUUGAA